Linderina pennispora is the source of this 835-nucleotide messenger RNA. RefSeq lists its product as uncharacterized. The record is from RefSeq and is a predicted model, not a curated record. The transcript has a single exon. The coding region runs from base 79 to 591 and encodes 170 amino acids. Lineage: Eukaryota; Fungi; Kickxellomycota; Kickxellomycetes; Kickxellales; Kickxellaceae.
CCGCUCCAAUAUUCUCUGCUGUUCUCUACCACCUCUCCAGUUCUGCCUACCAGCACCUUCAACUAGCCACCACCUAAUAUGGUCAAGGUUUACUUCGUCUCUGCUGUGCUUGCUGUGUUUGCCCUGAAUGCAUCCACCAACGCCACUCCACUUGGUGACACUAACACCAACGCAUCUGCUGCAAUCUUCUCUCGUCCGCCAGUCGCUCUCCCCUGGGGAUUCAACGCCGAUGCCUUUGGUCAUCUGCCAAAUGGUGUGAAGCACAUUCUCUUGGCCAGGCCUGGCAUUAUCCGUCGUAAUGACGAUGGGAACAUCACCGGCAACGAUGAUGACCAUGCCAGUGGCAGCGAUGAUGACGAUGCGAAACCUGUCCUAUCAACUCAACCUGAGCCAGUCCCAGUAGCUCCCGCCGCUAUCCGCCGCUGCCCGCAUCCCAAAGGGAAUACUAAGGACAACAGUGGUCACGGCAACGUUACAAACGAUAAACAUGACAAUAUUGAGCGCCAGGGCGAUGUCAGCGACGGUUAUGUCAGUGGGGGUCAUGUCAGCGCCGGCAAUAGCGCAGGCAACGAUACGGACAGCGGCAACUAGGUUGGCAAGUCUAGGUUUGGCCAUGUCCAGUUCACCAGCUCUUCGAUAUAGCUGGUUCACUUUUUGAUUUUGUGAGAUUUCAAAAUGUGAAUCUCGUUAAAUGUUGGCAUGAAGGCUGCCUGGACGAUUGCAACCACUCCUGCUAUUGUCUGCAGCCCAGCCAGCACUGCUAACGAGGCUGACAGUGUCAUCUGCUCAUUAUUGCAACUGCUGAAAGAAGCCCGUGGAAUCUGCUAGCGACAAA